AUGAAUGUCAACAAGACGUAUUGUACAAUAGGAAUUGAUUUUAAUAAUGAUGAUACAGGACGCAUGAAUAUUGAAUCAGAAACGUAUCAUCAAGCCUAUGGUUACAAUGAAGAUUUUGUUCUACUUGGCUUAACAAUAAAAAGUAGUGGGUCAUACGGAUAUGGUCUUACCUAUCAUUGUUUAACAGACGGUUGUAAUGAACCAAAACUCAGUAAACUUCAAUUAUUAUUGAAUUCAAUUACAAUAGAACAUAACGUAGACGUAAUUUUACCAUUAUUAUACGUGCCAACACCUGAUAUUCCAUUAACAUGUUCAAGAUAUACAAAUUUUACAAAUCCUAAUGAAUGCUAUUCACAAGAACAAUCUAGUAUUUUCUGUGUGAUAUGUUUCACAUCUAUUGAUGGAAUAAAAAAUUCAAUAUGUUCCGACUGUUUAGACAAUGAUGACCUGAUUUCUGAUCUUCUUCUUGAUGAACGAGCAUAUUUAUUAAAAACAAGAAAAACAAGUAAUCAUAAUUUUGAAGUACACUGUAAUAUUCGAGAAUGUAAUAGAAUGGAUAAGAUUGAACAACUUCGAAAACUAUAUCGUUAUGAUUUUGAUUACAAUAAAUUCGCGAGUCAAUCCAUAUCGGCUUGGGCAUUCUACAACAAGAAUAUGAUUUUUUUUAAUGUAAUUAUUUUAUUAAUUUUGAAUAAAUUAUAA
Molecule: messenger RNA, 702 nt
Organism: Rotaria sordida
Lineage: Eukaryota; Metazoa; Rotifera; Eurotatoria; Philodinida; Philodinidae
Source: the annotation of a GenBank genome assembly